Molecule: messenger RNA, 2226 nt
Organism: Aspergillus versicolor CBS 583.65
Lineage: Eukaryota; Fungi; Ascomycota; Eurotiomycetes; Eurotiales; Aspergillaceae
Product: Zn(II)2Cys6 transcription factor
Exons: 1
Coding region: 148-2118 (656 amino acids)
Biological process (GO): DNA-templated transcription; regulation of DNA-templated transcription
Molecular function (GO): DNA binding; zinc ion binding; DNA-binding transcription factor activity, RNA polymerase II-specific
Source: RefSeq, a predicted model, not a curated record
GCAACUCCACCGCAAAGAGGCACGCCAAUAACAGCCGCAGAUCUCGAAGUACAGCUGCGGGGAGAGUCAACUGACCAGCUCAAGCCUGGCCGGAUUUAUGGAGGAUCCAGCUCUCGGUCGAGAUGUUCAAGCAGGAAGCGCCGCAGCAUGCCCCGUCCGCAGAAGUCCAAGUCCACCGAAUCCACCAGCUCGCGCGUCCGCGCUGGCAAGGCGUGCCAGCGAUGUAAUCAGAAACGCAUCAAGUGCGAUGCGAUGUUUCGCACGCCCUGCGCAAACUGCAUGCGCUCGGGAGUGUCCGAGUGUGUCCUUCGGCCAACACGCCGGGGGACAUAUAUCCGGAAGAGACAUGAACGGGGUCCAUGCAAGGCCAGGGAAAAUCUCACAGUCCCUGACCAAGACGGAGAGGUCCACGGCGACACGUCAGCUGCAGACCCCAACGUGGCUGUAUUGGGGUCGCCUGCGUCUCAUCUGGAAUCCAGCACUGAUUCCCUAGAACAUGUCUCAUAUGCUGAUGGCGGUGGCUAUAGCGACAUAUCAUGGUCGGCCAUGUUCGACCACUUCGUCAGUGCCAGACGCGGUGGGCAAGAGUCUAUGGAUAAGUGUUCAAUCACAUACUUGGGAGAGUCGUUUCCACUGGCCAUCGUCCUCGAAGAUCUUAAUGAGGGCGACCGCUUAAAGCUGCACCAUCCUGGACCUCCAUUCCCAGCCCAGAAGACCCCGUCGCAUGUGCAGUCUGAGGACCUGGAAUGUCUCAAGUGCAAAGGUGUCUUCGAUCUUCCAAACAAGACGCAGCUAGAUGCUCUAAUGGCGGUAUUCCUGGACCGCGUAUAUCCAGCAUACCCGCUUGUCAACCGCCAGGAACUGAUAGCACAGCACGCAGCUGGCACGGUGCCCUUGAUACUCCUGCACUCAGUCUGUUUCAUGGCUGCGACAUUCUGCCCGCUUGAUCUACUGCUUCAAGCUGGGUAUAGCUCUCGCCGAGAGGCGCGCCUUCGCUUCUACACCAAGGUCAAGGCACUAUUUGACUCCGGCUACGAAAUAAACAAAAUAGUCAUAUUGCAGAGCUCCAUUUGCAUGACAUUCUGGGGCGGAGGGCCCAACAACUACUGGAACUUCUACUCCUGGCUGAGCACCGCUGUCACCAUUGCAGAGGGCAUUGGCAUCCACCGUUCCUUUGCUACAACCAACAUCCAGCCGCAAGAUCAAAGCCUACUGCGCCGCAUCUGGUGGAUUCUGGUCGUUCGCGAUACUACCUGCAGCACCUUGGUUGGUAGGCCGUUUCGUAUUGACGUUGACCAGGCCGAUACGGAGAUGCUCACUCUGGAGGACUUUUUGCAUGAUGUCUCCGCGGAUGUUCUUCUAGAUAACGUUCAGUGCACAUACGCGCAGUACCAGAUCCAGAUAUCGAAGCUUUGCCUCAUUGUACGUGACAUCGUGAUGAGCCGGUUUGCGCCAGGGCGACCUCGAGUUCCCCCAGCAGAGCUGCACCAGCGACUCAACGUCUGGCGAGAUUGCCUUCCAGCUAUUCUAUCAUGGACUGAUGAUUUCGAUGCUAAUUUUUCAAACAUGGGCCCCUUUACCAUGACUCUCAUGGCACAGUAUUACGACCACAUUCUACUACUGUAUCUUGGCCAGAGCCCUCUAAAGGAUCGAGGCGCACGACUAGACGAGGAACACCCUGAUAUCGAGGACAUCACCGAUACAGCAGCACAGAAGAUAUCAUCCGUAGCGUGCACAAUGGUCACCCGGUCCCUGACCCUGCUGAUGCCACAUGAGUUCUUCCACGCUAUCUUCCCAGCGCAAGCAACCUUCUACACGAAACUCCGUAGCCCGCAGAAGCUCGUCACCCAGCUCGGUCGUUCUGCGUUGAAUAACUGCCAGAUGGUGCUGCAUAGCUCGUACGACUGCUGGGACCCGAGUCCGUGGAUAAUGCAGCUGUUCAAUGGGCUUUCUAGUCGGCUAGCCGAAGGAACUGGAUCUUACUCUACGACAGCCCCAAUAGACUCGACGCCUGAGGCAGGGAUAUUCAAUGCGUUGCUUGGAGAUGAGCCAUGGCAGAGUAAUCCCAUGCUCUCGUCGCUGUUCGAGAUGCUACUCGACCUGUUCCUACCACAAUGAACGUGCCAACUCAACGAUGAAUCAUACCUGGGCGAAUCGAAGCGUUACGAAGGGAUGCAACGCCAGUGAAGAUGAGAUCGCACGCUGCAGUAAUCAUGGCAAUUUAUG